AUGGAUCCAUUAGAAGAAUUAAAUAAAGCUUCACGUUCAGUUAGAAUUUCAAUCCAAAAUUUAACAAAUAAAAAACUUGUUUUAAAAUCCCAUCCAAUUUCAAGUGGUCAAUGGAGAGUUUCACCACCAGAACAUAUUUUACCAUUAAGUAUUGUAGAAUUUGGAUCAGAAUCGGGUAUGAUUGGUGGUACAGAAGCAGGUUCAAUUUAUGUUAUUGAAGGUUCAAAGGUUAGCGAUGGACAAUUUGAAUUUUUUUGGAAUAACCCAAUGUUUGGAAGAAAAGAAUUUAGAAGAGUAGCACCAGGCGGUUUUAAAUCAGAAUAUACAUCCAAUAAUGCACAUAAUUGUGUAUUAAAAUGUAUAGUUAAAGAAUUAGAUACUGGAACAAAAGAAGUUGAUGAUAUCGAAAAUGAAAUUAGAAAUCUCGCAAACUAUAUUAAUGAAGCUGAAGGUGCAAUUAAAGGUAUGACAAAAAUGGCACAAGUUUACCAAAUGCAAAAAGAUGAAAAGCAAGUUAAAUUAGUAGAAAACAACCUCAGAGAUAAAACCAAACAUUUAGAAGAUAUGAAAGUUAGAAAACAAGAAUUAGAACAAGAAAUCCACAGAUUACACUCAUUAGACACCGAUCCAAAAGCAUUAGAACAGGUUUUAUCAAAGAUUAGAGACUCUAUCGAAUCAUUAGUUAAACAAAGAAAAGGUAUGGAAUAUAUGAGAGAAGUUUACGAACGUUCAAAGGAUACAAAAUCAAUGGAAGGUCUUGACAAGCAAGUCGAAGUUAAAAAGAAUGAAAUCGACUUACUUCGUAAGAAAGAACAAAAGGUUAUUCAAAAAAUUAUUGAAAUUAAAAAGAGUUUAGGUUUAGGUGCCACUGGUGUCCAAACAAAGAAAAAAGUUGUUGCAUUAUUUGACUAUCAAAAGAGUACCGAUGACGAAUUAUCAAUUAAAGCUGGUGAUAUCAUUGAUAUCAUUCACGACGAAGAUCCAGAUUGGUAUGGUGGUAAAUUAAAUGGACAAAUGGGCUAUUUCCCAAAAGCUUUUGUUGGUCCAUUAGAACAAGCCAACAGUGGUCAAGGCUCAGCUGCAUCCGCCCCAGAAGGUCAAAGCGAUAGUGAGACUUACACUGGUGAAGAUUUUAGCCAUCUCUAUCCAAAAGCAAGAGUUGUUUAUGACCACGAUCCAGCUGAUGAAGGUGAAAUUGAAUUAAGAGUCGGUGAUAUUGUAACUGUUUAUAGCUGGGAUAACGAAUAUUGGUGGGAAGGUGUUAGUGUUGCAGGUAAAACUGGUUAUUUCCCAAAUACAUGUGUUGAUUGGAUCGAACCAGAAAAUACCGAUAAUGAAGAUUAUUCAAACUACUCAUAUUAUGAAUCAACAGAUAAUAGCAAUAAUGAAGAUCAAAAUAAAAAUAACAAUACUACUAAUCCAACACCUGUAGUAACCCCAGCAGCAACUAUUCAACCACCACCAACUGUUUUUACUCCACCAAACCUUAACAAACAAUUAAACAGCAACCAUACUACAGCCUCACCAAAAAGAGAAUUACCAUUACCAGUUACCCCAUCUGCAACAGCCAAGGCUGCUCCAACCGUUACACCAAUUGGUUCAAAUAAAUUAAACACCCCAGCCACACACACACCAGUCACACACACUCCAGCCACACAUACCCCAGCCACACAUACCCCAGUCCACUCCAAACCAUUACCAUCAGUUAAUGAAAAUAAACCAGUACCACCAACCCCAACCCAAUCCUCAGCUCCUUCAGCAAUUAACCCAACCCCAGCACCAACCACACCAACCCCAGCAACCUCUACACCAGCAGUACCAACAAGCAAACCAAUCGUAUCAUCUGCUGCAACCUUAUCAUCAGCAUCAUCCCAAUUUGAUAAAAUACUUCAACCAAUUAUCACUGACUUUACAAAGAAAUUAGUUGAAGCUCAUCAAAAAGAAACCCAAGCUUUAAAUCAAAGAAUUGCCGCUCUCGAAAAAGAAUUAAAAGAAUUAAAAGAAUCUGGUAAAACAUCAGUAACCUCAACUGCUACUGUUGUUUCCAAAGCAACUCCAUCAGUUAGAAAAUUCUAA
This is a messenger RNA of Dictyostelium purpureum, 2076 nucleotides long. RefSeq lists its product as uncharacterized. Gene Ontology annotation, molecular function: protein binding. The record is from RefSeq and is a predicted model, not a curated record. The coding region runs from base 1 to 2076 and encodes 691 amino acids. NCBI's taxonomy places the organism in Eukaryota, Evosea, Eumycetozoa, Dictyosteliales, Dictyosteliaceae. The transcript is spliced from 3 exons.